AUUUGUUUCCGCAUUGAAUUCAUUUUGCCUAUCAGUCCUGACGCACCUCCCCUCGUCCAGUGUGCGCCUUUCCAACACUUCCCCGUCGAGAUCGUCCGCAGCCUCCCAAUGACCUUACGACUACUCUCCUCCCGUCUCUCCGCCCAGGGGCCAGUAUCCCAGGCUCAGUUCUUUUCUCCAGCUCUCGCCAACGCCGCAGCCGAUCGCUGGUCUCAAUUCACAAUCAAUGCCUCUGCAAUGGCGCAGUCUCUCCUGAGGCCGGCUGCCUUUUCGCUAACCUUCCCUGGGAUUCUGACCGACCUCUGGGAGUCUGUCCUCCGUGCCGUCCCGAAGAAGAAAACCUCCCAUAUGAAGAAACGUCAUAGGCAGAUGGCUGGCAAAGCAUUGAAGGAUGUCAGGAGUCUUAGCACCUGCUCCGGCUGUGGUCAGAUCAAGCGCGCACAUGUUCUGUGCCCGCACUGUGUUUCGAGUAUCAAGAAGGAAUGGGGCCGCAAAAAUGCCGAGUGAAGCGACAAGACGAGGAAGCUCAGAGUGACGAUAGAUGUUUGAUUUAUGUUUGGCUGGGCUUGUAUAACUAUCGGGUCCAUAUGAUAUGUAGGAUAAAUGCUGCAUGGCAUUCGGCGUUUGGUCAAAUUAAGGGUUCAUGUUUCACUUCAAGUUCUUGUCCGAUUUAUCUUGAUUACCCUUUUUAUUGUUACCGUGUAUCUAAAGGAUCGUAUUAUGCACCUGUCCUUCAAAAUGAUGGGGAAACCUUAUGACAUAAGGUAAU
This is a messenger RNA of Aspergillus saccharolyticus JOP 1030-1, 769 nucleotides long. RefSeq names its product mitochondrial 54S ribosomal protein bL32m. Gene Ontology annotation, cellular component: mitochondrial large ribosomal subunit. Lineage: Eukaryota; Fungi; Ascomycota; Eurotiomycetes; Eurotiales; Aspergillaceae. Gene Ontology annotation, biological process: translation. The record is from RefSeq and is a predicted model, not a curated record. Gene Ontology annotation, molecular function: structural constituent of ribosome. The transcript is spliced from 2 exons. Bases 238 to 507 code for a protein of 89 amino acids.